This is a messenger RNA of Chinchilla lanigera (long-tailed chinchilla), 4336 nucleotides long. RefSeq names its product solute carrier family 25 (mitochondrial oxoadipate carrier), member 21 (gene Slc25a21). The record is from RefSeq and is a predicted model, not a curated record. Bases 2800 to 3699 code for a protein of 299 amino acids. The transcript has 10 exons. Gene Ontology annotation, biological process: transmembrane transport. Lineage: Eukaryota; Metazoa; Chordata; Mammalia; Rodentia; Chinchillidae.
AGUUACAAUCUUCCAGAUUUUGAUGGUGUCCAUUUCUGACAUGUGCAGCAGCUAAUCAAAUGACCAAUACAGAACCUUUAUUCCAAAAACACAUUGAAGCAACUGUCAGAUAUUUAAGUUUAGUAGGCAUUUAAGAUUCCUUAGAUUUGUAGUUUUUAGCCAUUUUAUAAAUUAAUAAGUUAUAUAACUUUAACCAAAAUCAGCUAAGUAAAUAAAUAAUUAAAAAAAUAUAAGCUUGAUACAUCAGAAGUUUUGCUCUAUUAGGGCACUGGAACAUUAUUCAAAAAUAAUAGAACAAUGUGAUGAAUUGAGUCCCAGGAAUCUGAAAUUAGUUAAGAAUAUUCUAUCAUUGUUUCCCAAUGCUAAACUUUACAGCACUCUAGUAUGAGCCAUGGGUAAAUUUAAAUGCAGAUAUAAGAUAAAUGCCAUAAUUGGAGUUCUUACCACAGUAGGUAUUUAAUGAAUUGAUCCAUGCAGAUAGUCAAGCUCCAGAAUGUUAUUUCUAUACCUAAGCUCUAUCUUCUGCACUUCUCAACUAUUCUAGAGGUGCAGCACUGGAUUUCAAGUGUUGCUCUAUAGGCCUUACUUUUUUUUUAACCCCAAGAAAUUUGUUCUAGUCCAGGGAAAGCUUCUUUUUUUUUUUAAUUUGGGUCACUAAGAACACAAAUUUACAUUUGUCUACCCAGGCUAAAACUUUCAGAGGUUAAAGUACUCAUGGAAGAGUCAGUAAAAUACCUUUAAACUUUAACUGGAAAGUACUGCGUUUCCUGAAAUAAUGCAGGAAGGAAAAGAUUUACUCACAUUGCAAAGAUGUAGGAUCUCCACCAUUAGAUUAUGUGAUUGAUGAGGGAGGGGUCUUUACUGUUAAUAUUCUCAGCACUUAGGAAAGUGCUAACAGUAAGCUCUCAGUGAAUAUGCAGAAUUAUGGUUGAGUAUCAGGAACUAAUAGUUGCAACAAAUUUUUAAAAAAUUACUUAUAUCUAAAUAGGGAUUAAUUUUGGGCAGCAAAUUCAAUUAUUUUAGGUUUCUAUGUGACAGAAUGUUUUUUUUUUGGCCUGUGGUUAAUAUUAGUUCUGUAAUUCCACUAUUACCAGACAGGAUUCUGGAACUCCUGGUGAUCAUUAUCACUACCAGUAUCUUUUUGGAAAACUGUUUCUGCCCUGGAAAAUGAGGGAAAUGUUUUCUAGGAGUGCUGAAAUUGUUUCUAUGCCUACUAUGUAAUGGUUUCUCAAUAUCUGGUGAAUAAGUGAUUCCAUAUUGUACUGAUGACCUCACAUUUAGCUAAUGAAAGACUGAAAGAUAUUACUCAGAGCUUUUAUUUCUAAUUAGCAAAAAUUUCUGACAACUAUUUUAGUAAACACUUUCAAACAGAAAUUUUACUCAAAUAUGAAACAUUUUCACAUAUCUCAUUUAAUCGCAGCAAGUCCCUAAUUCUCAGACACUAUAACUUUUGCUAGUCAUGCAUCAUCACUAUCUCCAACUUUUUAUGACUCCAAAAAAUAAGUAAUAACUUAAUAGCUCAGCCAAAUGAUUUUAUUUCGUACAUCUGACUGGAAAUCAAUACAUAUUAACUGAAUUAAAUUGCUCAUAUCCAACAAUUUUGACCUUCAAAAAUAGGAAUUUUAAUGGCACAAAAUAGUGUUUAGUACUAAAUAGUUUUAGAAAUAAUGCCAAUAAGAGUUUCACAGCUUCCUAAUUUUUAUUUUUAUCAUCUCCUGCCUGUUAGGGGUGUGGUGGGUACUCUUCCAAAAUUUCUCAACCUUGUGUGGCAGAUAUUUUUCUUGUCUCUCUUACAUAGCAAAUUGCAAUUUGCAGUUGAAACAAAAUUGCUACUUUUGUAUUGCUAAUUAUUUUUGUUUUGGCUUCUCAGCAGGGCAAGGGUCGCCCCAGUUUGCCCUAACAGGAUAGGACGAGUAAUUAAACGUUUUAUAAAGAAUAUACUAGAAGUUUCUUGAUGUUCCGUGAUUAUUUAGGUCAACUCAACAUUCAUAACAUUUAAUAGGGAACUGGUUAAAAAUACAGGGUUCUGGACCCUAACCCCAGGGAUUUUGAUUCAACAGGUUGGGGUGGGGCUCAUGAAUUUUACUAACAAAUAAAUUAGGUUGGGUACUACACUUUAAGAACCUUUGAACUGGGUAGAGACUUACUUGUAAUAAAUUUCUUUUUGGAGGUGGGUCUUUGAAUAAAUAAAACUUAAAUUCAUGAGGUAUGAGAUAAAUUUCCUUAAAUCAAAAGUACUUUCUGGCUAAGUUAUCACACUAGCUCGACUAUAACUGUAAACUGGAUCUGCUCUGACACAGUUGCUACAGCCUACAAGCCCAGGAUAAGUAACUGCGAGGAAUUUAUUCGCCGGCCCCUUUAGUCCCAGUGUUUCGGCCUCUCAGCAGGGCAAGGGUCGCCCCAGUUUGCCCUUGGAGCUCCGGGGAGGGCUCGCGUCACCUGCGUUAUCUACGGCAAGGCGUCCAGCGGGACAAACUGCGAGGAGGCUCUAGAUAGGGAAGCGAGCGGGCCCCAAUCUAGGAGACCGAACGGAACCGCAGAGGCGGCCCGCCCAGCCCUCGCCAGGCCUCUCGCCGGGCUCCGUGUGCGACGUCAGGGCGCCCAGCGGGCGAGAGCGCGCCCCCGAGGCUGCCGCGGCAGGUUCCGACCCGCGGAGGACCUCGCGGCCGGCCCGGGCCUGUCCCGCCGCCCCUCAGAGGGCCCUGCGGCCGGAGGACCGACCCACGCCGCGUCUGCCCGCCAGGAGAGGCAGCGCGGCCGCGCCCUCAUCUCGGCCGGUCGGGUCCUCUCGCUUCGAAGAUGUCCGCCAAGGCCGACGUCGGUUUGGUGCGCGAGGCUUCGAGGCAGAUCGCGGCCGGUGGUUCUGCUGGUCUGGUAGAAAUUUGCCUGAUGCACCCCCUCGAUGUGGUGAAAACCAGGUUCCAGAUUCAGAGAAAUGCAACUGAUCCAAACAGUUAUAAGAGCUUAGGAGACAGCUUUCGCACGAUUUUCCGAACAGAGGGGUUGUUUGGCUUCUACAAGGGAAUUCUGCCACCCAUCUUAGCAGAAACCCCCAAAAGAGCAGUAAAGUUUUUCACCUUUGAACAGUACAAGAAAUUGCUAGGAUAUGUGUCACUGUCACCAGGAUUGACAUUUGCCAUUGCUGGAUUGGGAUCUGGACUAACAGAAGCCAUCGUGGUUAACCCUUUUGAGGUGGUAAAAGUUGGUUUGCAAGCCAAUCGGAACGCAUUCAUAGAGCAGCCAUCCACUUUGACUUAUGCAAGAGAAAUCAUUAAGAAGGAGGGUUUGGGACUGCAAGGCCUCAACAAAGGACUUACAGCAACUUUGGGACGUCAUGGAGUUUUCAACAUGGUGUACUUCGGCUUUUACUUCAAUGUCAAAAACAUUAUUCCCGUCAAUAAGGAUCCAACCUUAGAGUUCUUGAGAAAAUUUGGGAUUGGUCUUCUCUCGGGGACAAUAGCCUCAGUCAUUAAUAUCCCUUUUGAUGUUGCCAAAAGUCGGAUUCAAGGGCCUCAGCCAGUUCCUGGAGAGAUCAAGUACAGAACCUGUUUUAAAACAAUGGCAACAGUCUACCAGGAAGAAGGGAUUUUUGCUUUAUACAAAGGCCUGAUUCCCAAGAUUAUGAGACUCGGACCAGGAGGUGCAGUGAUGCUGCUGGUUUAUGAAUACACCUAUUCAUGGCUGCAGGAGAACUGGUGAUCACUGAAGGAAUGUUUUCCCUGGAGAUAAUGGAUAUUUGCUCUGUAACACCAUGAAGAGGAGACACUAUUGAUUAGCUAAGCUAGGCAUACAGUUAGGGAGGGGAAAAGAGCUUGGUCAAGAACAGCUUCCUACUUCAGAUUUUAUCUUUAGACAAUCUGAAAUGGUAGUUUGAGAUAUAUAAAUGAUAGAGAAAUACAGAGAUGAUAAAUGAUAGAUGAUAAAGGAACUAUGAACCAAUAACAUAUAUAAAUUGAAUAUUAAAAUAUCGUAGAAAUCAGAUUUCAUAAGAGCAAUAUAAAAUUUGUGAAAAAUAAUAGGAAGCAAUGAGGUAUUUAAGUAAAAUAUUAAGAUAGUGUAUCAACUCCACCCAUGGAAUGUAAACAUUAUGAACUGCAAACAUCUACAAAAAGGAAAGGGAUCAAGAGAUGGGUAGAGGGGGAACGGAUGGAAGGGAGAAGAGAUGGAAAAAGGAAUUAAGAUGUGUUUUGUACAUGUACCAACUUGAACUAAAGCAAUAAAAAUUAAUCAAUAAAAAAGCAGUGUAAGCUCUGUUUUACACUGCCUCACAACACAAAUUCAUUGUAGUGAUAAUUUUUUAAAUAAAAGACCUACAGAUGCUUAAAAUUCUUGAGAA